This is a messenger RNA of Erpetoichthys calabaricus (reedfish), 1797 nucleotides long. It is a transcript of the gene tmem86b, whose product is annotated as transmembrane protein 86B. Gene Ontology annotation, cellular component: membrane. Lineage: Eukaryota; Metazoa; Chordata; Cladistia; Polypteriformes; Polypteridae. The transcript is spliced from 4 exons. The record is from RefSeq and is a predicted model, not a curated record. Bases 208 to 960 code for a protein of 250 amino acids.
GUAGUGCUCUGUGGCUGGCAGUUGAGAGGUAAAAGUCCAUAUGAAGCUCUGACAGGUAAUAAAUUCCAGGCUGUUCUCAGAGGGUAAGCACCGUGGAAGAGCGAUCGCAUCCUGGUACAGGACAAACAAGAAGUCACUGAGAGUCCUGGGCAAACAGAAAAGGACAACAGCAGGAAGAAGACGGGCAGCAGCUGGUGAGAGGACACAAUGGACAUCUUGCAGACAGAGGCCUAUUUCAGGAAGAAGGAACGCCACUCAUUUGGGGUGCUGCUCUUCAGCCUACUGCCUUUCCUCCUCUCCAGCGGGUUGUAUUUCUACCUAUGGCUGCCUGAGUCAAGCCCAUCUCCCCACUCGGCUGCAGUAAAAUGCAUUCCUGUUCUAACACUGUCCGCAAUGCUCUUCUGUCACAAAGGCUGCUCUUUAGGGCACCCUGGAGGAAAGCUGCUAGCUGGACUGCUGAUGUCUGCAGUGGGAGAUGUCUGCUUGAUUUGGAAGGAUCUUCUCCUGCCUGGUGUUGCCUUCUUCUCCCUUGCCCACAUUCUUUAUUCCCUGUCAUUUCUUAGUGUUCGGUCACGCAGACCCUCCUGGCUCCUCCUUCCAUGUCUUGCCCUCUGGAUCUUCACUGGCUGCGCCUACAUGUACUUUCUACCCCACCUCCAGGUACGGCCUGAUGCACAGUUAAUGGUCCCUGCUGUUGGCUUCUACUGCAUCCUCAUCACUAUAAUGACCAGCUUUGCCUUCAGGACCUCCCGACCACCUACAAUUGCCGGUUCACUCUUCUUCAUGGCUUCUGACUUCAUUCUGGCCCAUCAGCUGUUUGUGGCUCCUGCUCCCUGGGGAAGAAUGAUGAUCAUGAUCACCUACUAUUUGGCUCAGUUACUAAUAACAGUUGGGGGAGCUUUGGAGAAGCAAGAUUAUGACCUAUACUCUGGGGAGCGCAAUAAGAGGAAGAAAAAGUAGUCAGAAAAGGGAAGGAACCAUGAGAGGCAAUAAGGGUGUCCAAAAAUGGGGUGCAAGAACAACAAGCAAAGAGGAUGAAGGUGAUGUCUCAAGAAAACCAAAGGCAUUUAUAAAAAGAACACAGCUUUAUAGACCAAAAAACACAAAAACUAAAGACACACCUUUCUUUUGUAUUUUUGGCUGCCUUUUAAGAGAAGCAGAAGGCAGAAUGAACCUCUGGAAAUCUUAAGAUGUAUAGAGAUACUAGGACCCACCAACUCCUUUCAGGAUUGAUGUUUGGUAUUGCACAUUUUUUAAAAUUUUAGCUGCAGAGUGGAUACCCAGUUGCAAACAUGGAGGCCGACUGCCCUGUUACACAAAAUACUUGAAAUAAGGCCUUUGGGCAGCUUACCCAAAGAAAUUUUAUUUUAUUCCAGUAAAAUGGAUGCCUGGUAACAGUUGAAUUGGAAUUGCUUCUUUGUGUUUGUCUUCCUUUGCAUAUUCCACCCAUACUCUCAAAACACAAUGAUCAGAUUCACAGGCAAAUCUAAGCCAAGUCAAUAUAACUGAGUGUGGGAUACAACAGGUGCUUGAAAGGAUAGAUGGAAAAUGCUCCAUCUCUGAGCUAUGACUUCUAACACUUCCUCUCACUCAUCUAUCCAUUCCGGAAGCACCUGGUGCAAGACAGAACUGACCAUGGACAGGACCCUAGUGCAUCACAAGGCACAUUCACUCACUUACACUAGGCCAUGAUAGAGGCGGCAGUGAACUGAACCUCCAUGUCUUUCCUCUAAGUAUAGAAAACUCAUGCAGGUACAGGGAGAAAGACUUUCACUUCAACUUUUUCUAAUCAUCAAA